AUGCCAAGCGGAAUACAGCAAGCUUCUCAACUUUAUAAUACUCUCAAAGCAGAAUUUACUUCUGCCUCACCUGAUUUGAAUAAAUGUGGUUCUUACUUAGCAAAACUCAAGAUUGCAUUGUCAGAAAUGCAACUUUUACUUCCUAGAGAAGAACUUACUAAUCCGGAGGAGCUUCUCAUUGCACGUAUGGAAAAUUUAAGUGAAUGUUUUACAGCUUACUGGAGUGUUCAUGUCAAGGAUAUACCAUCUUUUGAGCGAUACAUAGCUCAAUUGAAUACAUAUUAUACUGAUUAUAGCUCGCUACUUAAACCUUCAGAUCAAAUGUAUCCUUUGACAGGGUUGAAUCUUCUUCGCUUACUUUCCCAAAACCGUAUUGCUGAAUUCCAUACUGCUUUGGAAAAUAUUGAACCAGAACAGCUUUUGGAAAAUCCUUUUAUCAAACACCCAGUUCAUUUGGAACAGUAUCUCAUGGAAGGAAGUUAUAAUAAAGUAUGGAAUUCUAGAGAACAAGUACCCGCACCUGAAUAUCGUUUUUUUAUUGAUAUUUUAAUGGGGACUAUUAGGAGUGAAAUUGCGAGUUGCAGUGAGAAAGCAUAUUCAAGCUUGCCUUUGGUUGAUGCCGCAACAUUGUUGUUCUAUAAUAAUCUUAACGAUGUUUUGAAUUUUGCUAUGGAGCGUGAAUGGAAGGUAAAUCCGACAGAAAAGAAAAUAUAUUUCACGACAAAGGAUGAUAAUCUUGUUGAGAUACCACAUGCUAAUAUUACUAAACAAGCACUUAAUUAUGCACACACUAAAAAUACGAUCUAA
Messenger RNA from Scutellospora calospora, 807 nucleotides. The record is from the annotation of a GenBank genome assembly. Lineage: Eukaryota; Fungi; Glomeromycota; Glomeromycetes; Diversisporales; Gigasporaceae.